AUGUUGUUCCACAAACAUAGGUUGAGGAUUUCCAUUAGGACUCAGUUGAUUGCAUUGGUUCUUUUUGUUGCCAUGUUCUCACUACUCGUGUUGGCCAUAGUGACGGGUGUUUAUUUCACUUCUGUAUUGACAAAUACCAGGGCACAGAAGUUAGAAGUCGUUGCCGAGUUGAAGAGUGCCCAAUUACAACAGACUAUGGAUACAAACUACUUUGAUGUUCUGCAAUUAAGUGAACGAGAAGUUGUUCAGAGAGCCCUUACAAUUAGGAAAGCAGGCAACACGUCACGUGCGGCGUUACAGAGCGUUCAACAACUACUAGAACAGACAUUGGAUGCCACCACCUCCAUGUCUUAUGCAAGAAUAUACGACUUGGACCUAGAAUUGGUGGCUAAUGUCUCUCACUCGUACGCAACCUAUAAUGCCUCAGAGGAGGCCUUGAACGAAUUAUUCAUCUUGGACAAAUAUAGAACUGAAGAUAUCACAACCAUACCAAACAGUCUCCUGAAUAAUAGGGGGUAUCUGUUAGGACCCGUGCAGGAUGAAGAGGCAUAUUUCUAUUCCCUAACGCUUCCCAUAUACGCUAACGAGUCCAUCUUGGUCCCGCAACAGUUUUUGUCGGGCUAUAUAACAGUUGCCCUAAAUAUGAGGACAGUCAAUAGUACCUUGGAUGAAGCGAAAAAUACCGAAUAUACCUCCAUCAACUACAUAUCUCCAGUGUCAUCAUCCAAUAACAUCACAGAUUAUGUGGGGUUCAGAUACAUUUUCUCUAAUCCCGUCUUGGAAGAGAGCAAUAUUGACACCGAAGAAACUUUCCCACUCAAGGCUUAUCAACCAGCAGUACAGGUAUUUACCGACGCUUCAGAUCUGGGGAGUUAUACCAAGCUUAAAAACCCAGCAGAACAGAUUGUAGCUCUUGGAUAUUCUGUUAUAGACCUGCGGUUGGCAACAUGGCUAGUCACUGUUGAACAAGUCCAUUCCGAAUUCGAAGGACCCAUUACAAAAUUGAUCAAAAUUAUGGUGGGGCUAUGUAUAGGAUUGGCGGCAGCAAUGUGUAUCAUCACGUUUCCCUUGGCUCACUAUGGAGUACGACCUAUUUUGAAGCUCCAGAAGGCGACCGAAGAUAUCACAGAAAGGAGGGGACUGAAAAAGAAAAGAAGGAAACAUAUCAAUGCAUUUCAGAAAAUGAUGAAAGGUUCUUUCCAUGAAAAUCAUAAUAAACUUGAUCACCAAUUGGGAGAUAAGGAGGAUGAGAAGAAUAUUUCCUUUAGUAAUCCCUCUAGUCCAGAUAGUAUGCAUUUUCCGGUAGCACAUUCAAGUCCUACAAGUGUGCGUAACAGCUGGAAUGGGUCGUCCAAUGAUAGUUUGGGUAAUAGUUUUUCACAAGAAUAUGGAGAUUCUUUAAAUAGUUCCAACGUACAAAGGCAUUCAGAUAAUCAGAUUGUGCCUUCAAUUGUUCAAACAAAUGGUAUAUUUUUUGAUGAAUUGACAGAGCUAACGGAAGCAUUCAAUGUAAUGACUAUGGAAUUGGACAGACAAUAUACUCAUCUUGAAGAUCGUGUUCGUGCAAGAACAAAAGAAUUGGAGAAGGCUAAGAUUCAAGCCGAUCUAGCCAGACAGCAGGCAGAGAAAGCUAAUGAAGCGAAGACGGUUUUCAUAGCAAACAUUUCACACGAGCUGCGAACGCCUCUUAAUGGUAUACUUGGUAUGACUUCCGUAGCGAUGGGUGAAAAAGACAUUGACAAGAUCCAAAAUAGUUUAGAAUUGAUUUUCAAAAGUGGUGAAUUAUUGUUGCAUAUCCUAGUGCAGCUUCUAACAUUUUCCAAAAAUCAGUUGGAUAAGUCAAAAUUACAAAAGAAAAACUUCCUAAUAACGGAAGUGGCGUCCCAAAUCAAAUUUAUUUUUGGAAAGGCAGCCGUUGACCAGGAUGUGAACUUGAUCAUCUCCCUAAAGCCCAACUUGAUUAGAAAAAUUAUAUUAUACGGAGAUUCCAAUAGAAUAAUUCAAGUUGUAAUGAACCUCGUUAGUAAUUCCUUGAAAUUCACACCCGAGAAUGGAACUGUCAAAGUACUGAUUGAAUUAUUAGGCACAUACGAUGAAGAGCGUUCUAAGAACUCAAACUACGAGAAAGUGUAUGUCAAAGGCUUUGAAAAAGACAUGAGCCACUACCAUGUCAGACCAAUUGAAAGUUCACUCCAUGUUAACGGUGAGGACUCCAAAAUUUGCUCUACUGAUACAUCAUCGAUUAUCUCCUCCAAAAGCACAUCUACGUUAUCCACUCUCCGAUCUUCAGUAUAUAUCAAAUCAUUGUCAGAACUAUACAAAACUCCAAAUACAGAAAUUCAAUAUUUUAAUGACGACCAGUUUAUAGAAUCUGAUAUACAAAAGUCUUCUGAUUUGCAUCAGAGAAAUCAUAAGUGCUACAGAUUUGGCAAUAUAGAUGAGAACUGUGUCAUUAGAUUUUCUGUAAGUGAUACGGGUACUGGUAUUGACAAAUCUUUACAAGACAAGAUAUUUGACGCAUUCAUACAAGGUGAUCAAACAUUAUCCAGAUCGCACGGUGGUACCGGUUUAGGUUUGUCCAUUUGUAAGCAAUUUGCAAAGAUGAUGCAUGGUACUCUAACAUUAGACUCCGAAGUGGGAAGAGGUUCUACUUUCACAUUCACAAUACCUCUACCCCGAGCAGGAGAAAUAAUCAUGGAUGAUGAUGAGUUUGAAGAAUUUUCAAAAGAUGAUUUCAAUGAUAAAUAUAAUAAGAAAAAAAAAGUCACCUUUUUGGACGAUGGUGAAAGCUCGGUUAAAUCUCCAAAUAAUAAGUAUCCAAAAUCAAAUGCCUCGACAUUCAGUCAUUCGCAGGAAUCUAACGAAACUCCUGAAGGAGAUCAUCAGACCUAUGUCAAGCCCGAGUUGGUCACACGAGCUUCAACAGGUACUGCCCAAUCGUACAAAUCAAGCAAAUCACAUUUGUCCUCCUCUGUCAUUCCUCCUGCUCUAGCUGAGGAAAGUGGCUGGGACUUGAAACUGUUGGUUGCUGAAGAUAACCUGGUCAACCAAGAAGUCGUUAAAAGAAUGCUAGAAUUGGAAGGUAUAACAAAUAUAUCUAUGGCCAGGGAUGGUAAGGAUGCCGUGGAAUUUGUGCGUGAAACUAUAAACUCUAAAACAGAACCCUAUGAUUUGAUUCUAAUGGAUGUUCAGAUGCCCAACAUGGAUGGUCUAACGGCGACAAAGAUCAUAAGAACAGAAUUGGGAUAUACCGGGCCGAUAGUCGCAUUGACUGCCUUUGCAGAUAUUUCCAAUGAAAAGGGAUGUAUUGAUGCAGGUAUGUCGGGCUUUUUGUCCAAGCCUAUCCGAAGAAACCUGUUGGUUGGUAUCUUGAAACAAUUAUUUGAUGAUAAAGACAAAAAUACGAGGAGGUCCAUCUGA
Molecule: messenger RNA, 3420 nt
Organism: Pichia kudriavzevii
Lineage: Eukaryota; Fungi; Ascomycota; Pichiomycetes; Pichiales; Pichiaceae
Exons: 1
Coding region: 1-3420 (1139 amino acids)
Biological process (GO): phosphorelay signal transduction system; protein autophosphorylation
Molecular function (GO): phosphorelay sensor kinase activity; histidine phosphotransfer kinase activity
Source: RefSeq, a predicted model, not a curated record